Messenger RNA from Bathycoccus prasinos, 489 nucleotides. RefSeq lists its product with no specific name. The coding region runs from base 1 to 489 and encodes 162 amino acids. The record is from RefSeq and is a predicted model, not a curated record. The transcript has a single exon. NCBI's taxonomy places the organism in Eukaryota, Viridiplantae, Chlorophyta, Mamiellophyceae, Mamiellales, Bathycoccaceae.
AUGACCGGCGCUGCUCAUGUUCUCGCUCGACACUCUCUUCACCUUUGUACCGCUUCUUCAUCAUCAUCAUCAUCAUCAUCAUCAUCAUCAUCAUCAUCGUCAUCUUUAAAAAAGAGUCGUUGUUCUCAAUAUCAUCAUCAUCAAUAUCAUCGACAACAAGGAAGAGAAGGAAAAGAAGGAGUCAAUAAUAAUAGAAAAAAAAGAAUGGUAUUACUUUCUCUCGUGGAAACUUCUCUCCUCGUGUCGUCGCAAUCGUCCAUGGUAUUCUCCGCCUUUGCGGCGCAAGAAGCUGCUGCCGCGGCGGGAUCAGAAAUAUCCCCUUUCGCUGGCGUGGUCGAUAUCGCCGCGUUAGGUUUACUCGCCGUUUUCGCCUACCUCGGGAACAAAAAGAGUUCCGAAAACGUGCAAUCGGAAAGACAAAAGACGAUAACGAACAUGCCGUCGAGGAGAAAUCGAACGCCACCGAAGUCGUCGAAACCUCCUAAGUGA